UACCUGGACGUGCUGGGCAGACCCAUGGUCCUGGCCGGGAACCGAGCCAAGCAGGUUCAGUGGACCAAUGUCUACCAGGAUGCCCUGGGGCUGGGCCUGGUGGUGACGGGCACGCUGCCGGUGUUCAACCUGACAGAGGACAGCAGUGACAGGAAGAACCAGCUCAUUCUGGGCGUGAUGGGGAUCGACGUGGCUCUCAACGACAUCAAGAGGCUGACGCCGCGAUACAAUCUGGGGGCAAACGGUUACGUCUUCGCCAUCGACCUGAACGGCUACGUCCUGCUGCACCCCAACCUGCAGCCCCAGAUCAUCAAUUUCCGCGAGCCGGUGACGCUGCACUUCUUCUGAGCUGGAGGAUGAGAACAAGGAGGAGAUCCGGAGAAGCAUGAUUGAUGGGAAUGAUGGGCAGAGGUUCAUCAAGACCCUCAUCAAGUCCCUGGACGAGCAAUACAUCGACGAGGUGUUCAGGACCUACACGUGGGCCCCCAUCAAAAGCACCAACUACAGCCUGGGGCUCGUUCUGCCUCCCUACAGCACCUACUACAUCCAGGCCAACCUCA
Tauraco erythrolophus (red-crested turaco) is the source of this 560-nucleotide messenger RNA. NCBI's taxonomy places the organism in Eukaryota, Metazoa, Chordata, Aves, Musophagiformes, Musophagidae. The record is from RefSeq and is a predicted model, not a curated record.